AUGGCCUAUGGGAUCCGUCCUUUGCCUUCCCUGCGCCAUGGCGUGUUGCCUCCUGAAGUUUGUGCCAAGGCCUUCUUUUCCACAACUACGGGUGACACGCUGAGGAACCAUUUCGAGGAGCCCGCGGAUGCCCUCAUGGCCAGGAGCUCAUCCUUUCAGUCGAUCUUGCAGCCCACAAGAUACCAACCUUCCGGAGUUGACAGCGGCAUGAGGCGCUCGAUGUGUACAUACCACUCGCACUACGUCCAGCGCUCAUUGGAUGCCUGGGGACCCACCAAUGAGCUGCGCGAGCUCUACAAGCAGCAGGCACGCGGGGCAGGCGCCAACGCCCCAAAGCCCCCUCUGAGCUCUGUCACCACGACCCGCUCCUCCUACCCCGCCUAUGACUCGGAAGCGGCCAGCGCCGUGGCGGCGAAGAACCGGAAGCCCAGCGUGGCAGUCCACGUGGAUCCGGGUGCCAAGUUCAUGGAGCACCAGUCCGUGCUGCAUCGUGACUUCACGCGCUUUGAUCGGCAGCAGCUGCGGAGGUGUCAGAUGCAAGCCGCGGCGCCGCCCCGGGAGGCCAAACUGGCUCCGCCUUUGUGUCCAGAUCAAGCAAGCCGCUUCGAAGGCGUGACCCAGUACCAGCGAGAUUACGCAAGACGAUGA
Symbiodinium natans is the source of this 648-nucleotide messenger RNA. The record is from the annotation of a GenBank genome assembly. NCBI's taxonomy places the organism in Eukaryota, Dinophyceae, Suessiales, Symbiodiniaceae.